AUGCACCUUUUUUUCUUUUUCUCUUUUGUUGCAGAAGUGCUUUUAGGCUUCAUGCUGCGAGUUGGGAUUUGCCACUUUAGCCGCCAGGAACCACAGGUGAUUGGGACUUCGGUGCCGUCGUUCCGUCACUUCCCGUAUAGGGCGCAGGAUGUUCUGCAUCUUUACCGUGAUUUCUUGCGUCUCAUCCACCAACACCCGCCGCAGGAGCGAGCCGAUCUUCUUUUUCGCCUGCACAACGAGUUUUACCGUCGGCGGCACCUCACGAGCCCCAAAAUGAUUACAGGCGCCAUCAAACGAGGGGAGGGCAUCCUGAACGUGCAGCGUAGUAUGUUGGAGUCUAAGACACUGCGAGCUCGCGGUGUGUCGUCGCGAGAGCAGGGUGCGCAAAACGUGGAUGGAUUGUGGGAUCAGCUGCAAAUGCUCUCGGGACAUGUUCUUCCGGGUCUGCGGAACUUUAGGCCCUCUCGAAAUGUAUUGAAAGGGUCCUACACACAGCAGGCUACAACGCAGGCCGUCUACUCACGUAGGAGAUUAUAG
Molecule: messenger RNA, 537 nt
Organism: Trypanosoma cruzi
Lineage: Eukaryota; Euglenozoa; Kinetoplastea; Trypanosomatida; Trypanosomatidae
Exons: 1
Coding region: 1-537 (178 amino acids)
Source: RefSeq, a predicted model, not a curated record